Biomphalaria glabrata is the source of this 1473-nucleotide messenger RNA. Its product is annotated as neuronal acetylcholine receptor subunit beta-2-like. Gene Ontology annotation, biological process: regulation of membrane potential; chemical synaptic transmission; signal transduction. Bases 16 to 786 code for a protein of 256 amino acids. Lineage: Eukaryota; Metazoa; Mollusca; Gastropoda; Planorbidae. Gene Ontology annotation, molecular function: extracellular ligand-gated monoatomic ion channel activity; transmembrane signaling receptor activity; neurotransmitter receptor activity. Gene Ontology annotation, cellular component: membrane; synapse; neuron projection. The transcript is spliced from 4 exons. The record is from RefSeq and is a predicted model, not a curated record.
CUGUAGCUUAUAUCCAUGAUGUAUUCAAACAAGGAGCUUCAGUUUGUGGCGGCCUCUCCAUUAAUAGAGAGAACCUUCUACUCUGACAACGGUGAAUGGGACCUCAAGGAGGCGAGUGUCAAUGUAUCGAUUGUUUCUUCUGGCAAUAGCAGCUUUUCUCUGGUACAGUUACAGUUCACCAUAGAAAGAAAGCCCAUGUUUCUUCUGUUGAGUGUCUUUCUACCUGUUAUAUUUCUUUCCUUCCUAAACUUGCUCGUCUUUGUAAUUCCUGUUGAGUCUGGAAUGAAAAUCAAUUACGGCAUAACUGUUUUGCUUGCGUUAAGCACAUUUAUGAGUAUGGUCAGCACCAUGAUACCGAAGUCCUCUCUGGCCAUGGCCUACGUAGUCUUCUAUCUGUUUGCUGUCUUCAUACUCUCCAUGCUGACAGUCAUUGAAAGUAUCGGGAUUGUUUGUCUCUAUAACUUUCAUCCGAGGCAAACGGAUCUCAAAGACCGGCAAGAUGAGAAAGCAGUGCUAGAGAUGGACAGAGUCCGGUCUGUUUCAGAAUUAAUUAAUUCCUGCCAUUCUAAGGCAAUGUCAAAUGAUGAUGAGUUUCAGAAGAGUACCAGAGAUGGCUCCAAUGAGACACAAACAGUUAAAAGAGUUGAAAGUCAAACUUCAAGAAAUGUUUUGAGAUACAGACUUUAUGUUAUUGGACACCGUAUUGAUCUUGUCUCAUUAUGUGUCUUCACAAUUGUUUGGUUAUCAAUGACGUUUGCAGUUUUCUCAAGGAUCUCUUAUUUAUAAUUCUACAUUUCUUUAAAUAUUUUUUUUUGACAAAUGUAGAUACUCUCUAGAUUUAUAUAAUUCAUAAUAAUUCUUGGCCUAUUGGGUCUGUCGGAACUUUUAUCACUGACAAGACGGGCAAAGGGGAGCAACUAGUGCCUCAACCAAUAAACAUAAAGUGGAGGGGGCUCGUUAGCCUUGGCUGGCUGCCCUCUAGGAGAAUGAUAACUCCGAAUUCAGACCUCUGCUGAUAUGCGGCUUUACCCAAAUAUUGGAGAGGCUUUGUGAGUCCACCCCGAGAAAAAAUCAGACGCCGUUUACCUUUAUAGCACACAGUUCUACAUUCAGGUAGAACAUGCGACUCUGCUGAUCCCAAACUAUAUCGGGUACUGGUGGCAUCGUUCUGACCAUAGCCAAUGUCCAGGUUUGUUUCUAAUUUCUGUGAGAUGAAACCGCAAUUGCUCCGCGAAGUGUAAAAGAGAGGUAGAAAGUAUUAGCUAGUCCGUAUGGCCAGACCCUGCGCUACCACCAGGAUAUAAAAACGAAAUAUUUGAGUUGUAUUAGUGGUUUUGUGUUCACACAUACAGACUCCUGCUAGUCUCUCUAUAGUUUUAGCAAUUCCUUUUUUUUUAAACAUUUUUAAAAGAGGUUUCAAUUUUGCAUUUUAAAAACGUAAACAGUUCUAAAACUGUUAUAUUAAAAAAAAGU